This is a messenger RNA of Ctenopharyngodon idella (grass carp), 7803 nucleotides long. It is a transcript of the gene npas1, whose product is annotated as neuronal PAS domain protein 1. Bases 2018 to 4327 code for a protein of 769 amino acids. The record is from RefSeq and is a predicted model, not a curated record. Lineage: Eukaryota; Metazoa; Chordata; Actinopteri; Cypriniformes; Xenocyprididae. The transcript is spliced from 12 exons. Gene Ontology annotation, molecular function: protein dimerization activity; DNA-binding transcription factor activity, RNA polymerase II-specific; RNA polymerase II transcription regulatory region sequence-specific DNA binding. Gene Ontology annotation, biological process: regulation of transcription by RNA polymerase II.
AUGUUGUGGUGAAAUCAUGAAAUUCCAUUAAAAAUUUAACCAUCAUCUAUAUGGUGGUGAGUAGUGCAGUACCAAAAUUGUUUAUCAAAAUUUUUUUAUCAAAUAAAAAUGUAAAUUUGAUCAUUUCAAGCCAAUAAUUUGUCACAAAGGUUGUAUUUCCUUUUACCGUGCUUGUUGGGUUAGUUGCAUUUUAUUAUUUGCAUUAAGUACUGUCUUUAGUAUCCACACUCCUAAAAAUAAAGGUUUUUAUUGGCAUUGAUGGUUCAAUGUAGAACCUUUUAACAUCCAUUUCACAAGGUUUUUAAUAUUGAAAAAAAUACUCUUUUAAGAACUGUUCACCAAAAUGUUCUUUAGGGGACAAAAAAUGGUUCUUCUAUGGCAUCCCUGUAAAACUCCCCCUUUUGAAACCUUUAAUUUUAAGAGUGCACAACAGAUCAGACUUCUGACCCACCAGUUGAGAAUUCAGAUAGCUGGCUAAAUGUGUGUUUGUGUGACUGAAUGUGUGUUUGACAACUUUUCAGUCAGCUGUUUAAACUUUGGAGGAGGUCUUCUAUGAUCUGGACUGUCCCGCUGUCCUUUAUUUCUCUGUCCCUCUCACUGACACUAGCAAAAGUGAGGGUUCUCUUACACAUUUGCCACACACUUCUUUUGUUUUCUUACCAUCCCUUCGCCUCCGCGUCACUUUCUGUGUUUACAGCCGCACACAUUCUUUUCUCCUCCUUCCGGAGCACUUACGCCAAUUUCUGGCUUGACAUAAUCUGAAAUGGUGCUUAAGUGAAUUUAUGUUGUGCUCAGUGCAUUAACUUCUGCCGUUUUUGCCUUUAUGUUACGGAGAGCUUUUGUGCGAGCCCGCGGAAGAAAGAGAGAGAGAAUGAGAAUUUGAAACCCAGACCACGGACUAGACGGCCUAUCAGUAUUCAGCGGAGAAAGUGAGUGAUGGAGAGAGAGAGAAACGGAGGAAAGAAAGGAGGAGGGGGUGAUGUAUCAAUAUUCUGAGUAGUGUUUGAGGGCAAGAAGAACGAACCGGGGAGGGGUGGGAGAGGGGCGCGGGUGCGCGAAACAGUCCGAGCGGGUUUAUUCGCUCAAUGUUUGUUAGUGCGAGAGCCCGUUGGGGCGAGAUGAUAUCGGUAGAGCAGUUACGCUGAGGACGGAAACUCAAGUAUGUGUUUGUCUGAGAGAAGUGUUGUUCAAGUCGAAUGUGACGGAAUCUUAGCCGAACGCUAGCCAUAACUCCACUCUCCCUCUCUCUUUUUUACUCUGUGUGCUAAUCAGCAUUUGAAAGGCAGCUUUGACAGUGAGAAAGAAAAGUGAGGGCAGCGGGGAGGAGGGAGUGUAAACGAGAAAGAAACGAGAGAGAGAGAGAGAGUGAAAGAGAGAGAGAGGUAGGGGCCGUACAAGCAUUUCUUUUAUAUUUACUAGCGAUUGAGGAGAGAGAGAGAGAGAGGGGGAGCGGGUGAAGAGACGACCGGUGCGUGCAGCUUUCCCAAGAGGAAAUGAAAAGAAAAGAAGCUCAACGAGGAAAGAGAGAGAGCCAAAGCGGGGAGCACGCCAGAGAAGGAAACAGACUCGCAUCCUCUAACUCCAGUCAUAUCUGAGGCGAUCCCGGUUGGAAAGUGAGGGAGGAGAGAGAGCGCGGUCGCUGCCGCCGUGCGCUCUCAAACACACACACACACACACGCUCUUGCGGCAGCAGACCGCUGUGUGUUCGCCUGCUCUUUUGUGCCAGCAGCUGGGAUUGUUCUUGGCCCCGUCUGACCCCCUUGUCACCCCCCGUGUGAGUGUUUGUAUGUGUGUGUGGGAGUGCGAGGGGUCCUGGAACGUGGACUGAGCGGAGGGGAGGGUCACGGUUCGGGUGUCCGGACGGGUCGGAAGAAGAAGAGGAGGAGGGAUACGAGUGCCUUCGAAACAGCUGCUCAGAGGUGGACAUGCACAUCAGCUCUUCUGUUGGUGGUCUCGGACUGACAUAGCCUCGGCCAAUCACAGCCUGAGUUAGAGGUGGCGGCCCCUAGGGGGCGUGAUGGCGGCCAUGCCGUUCGUCAGCGAGGGGAAGUGUGUGAGUGUGGAGUGGGACUUCUUACAGGGGCUCCUUGCCAAACCACCCACCUUACCUUGCUUGCAGAACUUGAGGAAGGAGAAGUCGCGCAAUGCAGCUCGUUCUCGGCGGGGUAAAGAGAACUUUGAGUUCUUCGAGCUGGCGAAGAUGCUUCCCCUCCCCGGGGCAAUUACCAGCCAGCUGGACAAGGCCUCCAUCAUCCGCCUCACCAUCAGUUACCUGCAUAUGAGACACUUUGCCAGCCAGGGAGACCCACCCUGGAGCCCUCUACUGGAGGGAGAGAACAACUGCAACAAGGUGCGAAGAACAAGUCAUUCGUUGGUCACUGACAUAUUUGAACAGCACCUGGGAGCUCAUCUGCUGCAGUCUCUGGAUGGAUUCGUGUUCGUGGUCAGUCAAGAAGGCAGAUUUCUGUAUAUCUCAGAGACUGUGUCCAUCUACCUUGGCCUUUCACAGGUUGAGUUGACUGGCAGUAGCGUGUUCGAUUACAUCCACCCUGCGGAUCAUGUUGAGAUGGCAGAGCGUCUUGGCAUUCGGCCACACCUCCGGGCGGAGGCAGGCUGUCAAAUGUCCCAUGAGAGUGCUUCAAGCUCCGCCUCUGCAUCCUCACUGGCUGGCACCCCUGAACCAGCACCAUCCAGCCCCUGUUCUCCAGUCAGUGAGUUGUCAGAACGUGGCUUCUUCAUCCGGAUGAAAUCCACCCUCACCAAGCGUGGCCUCCACGUUAAAUCCUCUGGCUAUAAAGUGAUUCAUGUGACAGGUCGGAUACGGUGUCGGCCAGCCCUGGUGCCAGGCUCCUCCCGCCCCUUGCAUCGGCCAAUGGGAUUGGUUGCUCUGGCUCACACGCUUCCGCCCUCCACACUCAAUGAGGUGCGCAUGGAAAGUAACAUGUUUGUCUUCCGCGUCAACAUGGACCUGCAGAUCACCUACUGUGAAAACAGGAUUUCGGAGUAUAUGGACCUGAGCCCAGCUGAGGUGGUUGGACAAACCUGCUACCAUUUUAUCCAUGCAGAAGACCUGGACACCGUCAGGCAGAGCCAUGAAGACUUGCUGCGGAAAGGGCAGGUUGUGACGGGGUAUUAUAGGUGGCUGCAGAGGAGAGGAGGGUAUCUGUGGAUUCAGUCCUGUGCCACCGUGUCCAUUAACCACAAAGCGCCCCAUGAGCGUAACGUCAUCUGGGUCAACUAUGUGCUCAGUCGACCAGAGCUGCCAGACAUGCCUCUGGACUUAUUACAACUCCCAGAAAGCCUGAGGGCAGAGCGGCUUCAAGCAAGCUCCUCCCCACGUGACACCUCUCCAAAGGCACAAGGCUCCACGGCGACACAGCCAUUGAAAGGCAGGUCUGAGACGGACCACAAAGGGAAGGAACCCUUUUCACACACUGCUGCCAGCCAAUCAGAGGGCACCAGGAAGAGAUCGCACCAGUCUGACGCUGAAAGUGGCCCUCACGAGGCGAGGAGGCGGAUUGAGGUGUUCCGUCAGAGAGAUGACAGCCCAUGUACCUCCUCGGACCAAGCCAGCGACAGCGAGGUGGAAGAGGACGAUGAGAGAGAGAGCGUGUGGGACCACAACCCCACCAGCAAACGGGUGAAGAGCGAAGAGGGGGCACUGAAACAAGGCAAUGGGGCCAAUGGAGCAGGUAAGAUCCACAACGGCCGCGCUGUGAUCCAGCAUCUUAAGAGCGUGGUGACCAGUUCCGGGUCGAAUAUUAAGACUGAACAAGAAGUGAUAGGAACUGUAGGUGUAGGUUCUGGGAGGCGCUGGAGCCAACCUCAGCCCGGCAGUGUAGGAACCAAUGGCAGCAGUCCACCUUCCCAACCUCCAAACUCCACCCCGACAGAAGCUCCACCCAAGGGUCUGUUCAACCCACCAUCCCCAACUCUGUCUCCACCCAUCUCAGCCUCGUCCCUGCCCAGAGAUGACAGGUCCAUCCACGGAGGGCGCGCUCCAGACUUCGAGCUACUGCAGAGACUGACUGCGAGUGGGGCUGCGGGACGUGUGCUCUUUCACCCCCUGGCUCUUGGCCCACAGGGGCCUCAGAGUCUUUACGCUCCCAGCACCAUUCGCUACGCCCCACCUGAGAUGCCUACAGCUCACUCUGAUGGGCACCGUUCAGACCACGUGGCCAAAACCCCCACUUUCUUUCCUCACCUGCAAAGGAUCGCAUCUCUGCCUCCUUUUAGUGGCUUUUCUCCAGCCGAACCCACCUUUCCUCCAACUCUGCCCUUCUGUAUGAACGGACUGAGGGGGGCGGCAGGGACAGACGAGGAUUGAGGGAGAAAGACAGAAAAAAAAAUGUAAAGGAGAGGUGGAAGAGAUUGUAAAGGACAGGGCACAACGUUGAGAGAGGAACUUGAGGUUUGUUAAACAGUCUUCCCAGAAUCCUCUCCAGACUUUUCUCUGUUAAUUUGUUAGUGUGUCUUCCUCUCUCUGGACAAGCAGUCAAAGCCAUACUGAACAUAUGAAGGACUUCAUGCAACUUACACAGAGGGGCCAACAUUGAGGUCUGAACCAUUGGGAAUAUACAGAGCCAUCAUUGGAUAGGAGACUCUUUGAUGAGGGGUGCGUACUAAGGUCCUGUUUGACCCCCGGGAGAUGAGCCCACCUAUAAUUUUUUCCCAAUAGUCCCAAUGAAUAUAAGAAACCACACAGGAAUAUGCAAGUAUGGACAGAAGGUGUAUGGCGGAAGUUGCCAAAUAAGACAUUCCUAAGGAAACGAUACAUAAGAAAGCACAGUCCACAGGUCCCUGACUGACAGAGGGAUCAUACUGAAAAUGAACAGUGUAGAAUUUUCAUUUUUGUAAAAAAAAUUAUUGUCUUUAAACAUCUAAAAAGAAUCACUUGAAAAAUGAUUAAUUCAAGGUCAUAGCCAUAUAUAGACAACACUGAAUUGAGAGACUUCACACGUGCAAAGGCCCCAAAAAUGUUUUUUCUUUACCCACAAGUCAUAAGCAAAUAUCAUGGACUAUCUUCCUAUAAGAAAUUUGGAGGGUUUGGGGAGGUGGUGGGCGGGGUGGGUAUGGUUAAGUGUGUCUGUUUGUCAUGUAUCAUGUCCAAGCACUUAUAGUAUAUUGUUGCAUACACGUAGCACUUCAUCCAUGGCCAGACAUUCUAGUUCUCUUACUGUAUAAAACCACAGGAAUUACGUUUACAGCAGAAAUGUGAAGAUUAUAGAAACCGAAGUGUGGAGAACACUGCCUGUUAUAUAAAGGUGUAAUGUUUUAUUUUAAAAAAUAAAAUGCUCAUUGGAAGAAUAUCACACACCCUGUUAAGCCCAAGUCAUAUUUCACUCAAAAAUCCAAAGAUAUAAAUAAAUUAUAUUUUGCUUGUCCAAUCCUGCUCCUGGAGGGCCACUGUCCUGCAGAGUUCAGCUGCAACCCUAAUUAAACACUAAUCAAGGUCUUACUAUAGGCUAGAAACCUCCAAGCAGGUGUGUUGAGGCAAGUUGGAGCUGAACUCUGCAGUGGCCCUCCAAGACCGAGUUUAGACAGCACUGCCUUACGGGACUGUGCCCAAUUUUCAUUAAAAUAAUACCGCAAGGAACAUGUCCCUGAAAAUAAGCUUCAUAAAAUAUGCUCAUUUUCUUUAAGCAAAAUAUAAUUUCAUUUUUUGUCUUUUGAUUUUGGGGUUAAAUGUGGCCUGGACAUUGUAGGAUUCACCCCUCUAUGUAAAGCUGAGGCACAGGAGCUCUGUUCCAAAAUCUAGAGAGGUGCCUAUCAUUGUAAUGCAUCUUACGGGCUCCUGACAUGAGGCUGUUCCAUAGACAGUAAAACUGACAUACCUCAUUUUGACCUGAUUCAAAGAUAGUAUCUUAUUUCAUUGUGGAUCCCAGAAUGCAUUGCAGCAAUAUUUGUGUAUACAGUACUAUGUAUUCUUUGUGCUCAUUUUUAAAGGUGCAGUAUGUAAUAUUGACAGCUAGCAGUUGAAAUGGGUACUGCAGUCCAAAUUCAAAAUAUUGGAGAGAGUUGUUUCCCCGCCCUCUCCUCCUCAAUCUGGCAACCCGAGUGAGCGUCAAGUCUGAGGACUCGCAACAGCUUAAGUCGUUUUACGCCUGUCAUUUACACUAUGCCUCCAUUUUCGAACAUCGAAAACAGAGAUUUUUGAAAACGCUGCAGGGCCUGUUUUAGUUUGAAAACGCCAAGGUUGCGUUUCAGUGUAAACAGACCAAAACGGAGACUUUUGAAAAUGAUGCCGUGGCUGUCCACGUUCGUAUCCUUGACGACCGUGUAAACAAUAACAUGGAGACUGAACUGCAAUCUUUGCUGGCUUUGUUGUCAUUUUAGCAGCCAUUGUGCAGUUAAACUGUACAUUUUUUUAAUAUGCAGCUGCCUACAUGCGCAAGAGGAAACUGUUUACACUUGUACGCGCAUGCCCAGUGUGUAUGAACAGUCAUGUGAUAUGCGUUUUCGGUCGUGUAGUGUAGACGGAGAUAGUUUCUGAAACGCUGUGGAAGCGCCAGUGUAGAAACACUGUUUUAAAACAAAAACGCACUGGUGUAAAUGGGGCCUUACACAAGAUGAUGAGUUGAUUUAUCCGUGUGUUAAUAUGCUCCCAUUCAUAGAGAUUUUUAGAUGGAUGCCGAGGCUUUUUCGGUCAGGUAGAAUCUGCGAUCUCUGACCCAGUUCGUUUGCUGACUUCUCUGGCUGCAAUACGCUGUUGGCAACCCAGGGUGUCAAAAUACUAUUGGGUAAAAUGGCAGUGGGCGGGAUCACCCGGACUAAAACAAAAACAGACUUUCCAACGCAGAUUUUAAAAUAGAAUAACUGGCCAUAGCAAUGUAUAUGAAACAUGUAUGUGAACUUAGCAUGUUUCCUAAAUCUCUGCAAACAUAUUAUGGUAUUUUUAUGCUUUAGUACAGUCAAAAAAUUACAUACAGCACCUUUAAAGUACUGUUAGCAACAUGCAAACAUCAAAUUAUUGGAAGAAUUUUCUUUAUUGUACUUUCUGUCUGUGUAGACCACAGAUGGCGAGGCAGCUCGCAAGAUUAUAGAACAGAGUCAGGGUGUAAAAUAAGGUUUAUGUACUAUACAGACAUAAUUAAUAUUAUAUCCUAAUUGUUUUUAAAACCCUGAAAUUAAACAUGCCUAUUAUGAGUUUGUAAAGUACCAAAUCUAUGUCUAGUUCUGCAAAAACAUAGCUAAAGAUACAGAGCUAGCUUUCUCAGAUGUCAAAAUUAAGGUUUGUACCUUUCAUGAAACAGUAUAGGUACCUUUCACAAGAAUGAAUAGAUAACAAAUUUCAGAUUGCAAUCACUAAAAUAGUUUUAUGAAGAAAAAAUACGGAUGUUGUAAGUGCACCACAAAAACAAUAUCAAGUUCUGGUAACUGAAUAAACCACAAUGAAGAUAACAGGAUGUGGUUUAAGCAGUAACUAAUUACAAUAGGACAGAUACAAGCUUCACCAUGUGAACAUUUUCUUGGUUUUUCAAUUUUUCGUGUAUGCGGGUUUCUCUGCCCAUGCAGUAUUACCAGAUAUGAUGGUUUUCAGUAGCACUAAAUGAUAUGAGAUGUUUUUUAUUUGUAUUUGUGAUUGAGUAUGAAUGUGUAAAUAGUUGAGAGAGAGAAUCAGUCUUGAAACAUCAGCACAUGAGUUGGUGUUCCCUUAACCUUUGCCAUCACUGUGACUCUAACUUCUUUAUGAUGAGAUGUUUGUGAAAAUACAGCGCCAUGAGCAUUGAAUGAAAAUGAUACACUGUAAAAAUGAUUAUUAUGAUAAUCCAAACCACAAUAAUAAACUCUAUUCCAAUAAUG